CAUGCCCAGACAAAUCGAGACUUAGUCAGUAGUGUCUCAGUCAGACUUUCAUCUAGAAAACUCAGAGGAGCUGCUCCAACUCUGAAGACUAUUGUUUUGGGACAUGUAAUGCAGAAAACAUUUCAUGUCCUAGCAUUUAUUGACAGUGCUCUGUCUGGAUUAUAAGACUCCGUCUAGAGGAGGUGUCUGCUGAAGAACUUAACAAAGUGAAAGGGACGUUCAUCCUGCAAGCUCCAUUCAUGUGGAUGUACUUUUUCUGUGAUUGCAACUUCAGGAAGUUAUUUUAAAUUCUCUGGUCUUUCUGACACUUUCUGUUGACUAUCUACGACUCGAGGAGAUCUUUGUCUGUCUCUGUUCAGGCAUGACGGGUCAGGAGAGGAGUGAGGAGAAGAGUGAAUGUGUGUCCCUGUCUCCGAUGAGGGAGGCUGUCCCUGCCCCACCUGAGUGUGAGAGGGUGUGUGUGUUUGGGACGGGGGACCUGGGGCGCUCUCUGGGCCUGCGUCUGCUGCAGGCGGGGUACGGUGUGGUGUUCGGCAGCCGACGGCCCCACAGCAGCAGCACCCUCAUACCCCACGGAGCACAGGUCCUGGGUCAUGCUGCAGCUGCUCAGUCAGCCCUUAUGAUCUUCAUCGCUGUCCAGAGGGAACACUACGACUUCCUGGUACCACUGGCCAAUCAGCUAAAGGGGAAGGUGUUGGUGGAUGUCAGUAACAACCUUAGGAAGAAUCAGUACCCAGAGGCCAACGCAGAAUACCUGCAAAGUCUGGUCCCUGGAGCUGAGGUGGUUAAAGGCUUCAACACCCUGUCUGCCUGGAGUCUGCAGAAUGGACCUUCAGAUGCCAACAGACAGGUGUAUAUCUGCGGAGACAGUGUGGAGGCCAAGCAGGUGGUGAUGGCGGUAGCCACCAUGCUGGGUCUCAGUGCCCUGGACCGGGGAUCUCUCUCAAUGGCCCGGGAGCUGGAGGACUUCCCCCUGCAGCUGUUCCCCCAGUGGAGGCUCCCCCUGCGCAUCGCCAUCGGCCUCAGCGCUGCCUUCUUUUUCUACCUGCUGAUCAGAGACAUCAUCUAUGCAUACGCCACCCAGGGCAAAGACAUCUCCUUCAGAAUCAUGGUCUCACUGGCUAACAAGGUGUGUCCCAUCGUGUCUCUGAUUAUGCUGUCUCUCUGUUACCUGCCUGGUGUCCUGGCUUCCUUCCUGCAGGUCUACAGAGGCACCAAGUACAGGCGCUUCCCUGAUUGGCUGGACCGCUGGAUGCUGUGCAGGAAACAGCUGGGUCUUCUGGCAUUGGGGUUCGCCUUUCUGCAUGUGCUCUAUACACUUAUCAUACCCAUACGGUACUAUGUGAGGUUCAAGGCCACUGAACACCCUGUCUCUGUGAUCAGAGAGAACAGGACCACAAUGUUUGAUACCACAACGGCCUGGCGGGGUGACUCCUACUUGUCCCUGGGAAUUCUGGGAUUUGGCAUGUACGUCCUGUUAGGAAUCACAUCUCUUCCCUCCGUCAGUAACAUUCUCAGCUGGAGGGAGUUCAGCUUCAUACAGUCCAAGCUGGGUCACCUGACUCUGCUGUUGUGUACGGCUCACACCUACCUGUAUGGCUGGAACAAGUUCCUGAGUUCCUCCAUCUACAAGUGGUACACCCCACCGGGCUACAUGCUGUGUCUGGUGCUUCCCUCUGUGGUGCUGCUGCUCAAGCUGCUGCUCAUCACCCCCUGUGUGGACCACACCAUCACCCGCAUACGCCAGGGAUGGGAGAGAUCAGAGAUGGGCAGAUCAGAGGAACCCUAAAGACAGCCAACCACUGAUACGUUAGAGAACACACACACACAGACACACAGACACACACAGACAAAAUAACACCCUCAGUGUGAUGAUAGAUUUGUCUUCAAGGCAUGAACUCUUGUUUCUUUGCUAUUGUACCUUCAGAGGUUGGCUACCAUUCAAUCAUCGUUUGCCAUGUUUCUGGGAUCAAAAACCAGCAAUACUAUUUAAUUGAUAUGCAGUCGUAUUUAUUUUUGUAUUACACUGUAAACAUUGUUGCAUUUUAAUGCAUAUAUUUUUAACCAUACGUAAACCAGACACUAGCUUUCACUGGUGAAAGCUCUCUCUUUCUCUUUCUCUCAUAUCCUCUGUCUUACUGUAUAUACUCUCUCUUCUUUGACUGAAUAUACAGUUAUCCCCAGAUGAAACACAGGUUUCAGAGACGUAUAAAGGUUUUUCAAUAUAUAUUUUGUGUCUGUCUGAUCCAUCUCCAGGGGCAGGUCAGACACAUAAAAACACAUCUAUCAGUGUGAUCCUCUCUGGGGCAGAGUGUUGUUAUUUCCUCCAGAAAACAGACUCUCUGAAUCCCAGCAACAGGCUUCCCUUUCAUCACUAGAUAGACAAAGUGGCCCACAGUGUCUUCUGUUAUGGGGAGCACUUCCAUUUGUGGUGGAUAUAGCUGGAUGUUUGUGUAGAUGCCAAAUAUCUAAAUACAUAGAUGAAGAGGCAAAGCACAAAGACACACUCCCAGAAACAGCUUGUACCAACACUAAUUACACAGGGACAAUGUGAAAACAAUGUUGAAUUAACCAGUGUGUGCCCAGUGAGAUCUUUUAGACAUAAUUGUGACAAGGUUAAUUAUUUGUAUUGCAUCAAUAAAACAAAUGGGUAUAUAUUUUUCCUCACUUACUUACUUAAUAAAAUACUACACACACAAAAUAUUGUGUGAAGUUCCAUUA
This is a messenger RNA of Salvelinus fontinalis (brook trout), 2721 nucleotides long. Its product is annotated as metalloreductase STEAP4-like. The record is from RefSeq and is a predicted model, not a curated record. Bases 362 to 1789 code for a protein of 475 amino acids. The transcript has 10 exons. Gene Ontology annotation, biological process: copper ion import. NCBI's taxonomy places the organism in Eukaryota, Metazoa, Chordata, Actinopteri, Salmoniformes, Salmonidae. Gene Ontology annotation, cellular component: endosome; plasma membrane. Gene Ontology annotation, molecular function: cupric reductase (NADH) activity; ferric-chelate reductase (NADPH) activity.